This is a messenger RNA of Pomacea canaliculata, 594 nucleotides long. RefSeq names its product high affinity choline transporter 1-like. Lineage: Eukaryota; Metazoa; Mollusca; Gastropoda; Architaenioglossa; Ampullariidae. The transcript is spliced from 3 exons. Gene Ontology annotation, cellular component: plasma membrane. The record is from RefSeq and is a predicted model, not a curated record. Gene Ontology annotation, molecular function: choline:sodium symporter activity. The coding region runs from base 1 to 594 and encodes 197 amino acids. Gene Ontology annotation, biological process: transmembrane transport; acetylcholine biosynthetic process; choline transport.
AUGGUGCUUCCUCUCAUGCUCAAGGAGUUCACUCCGGACGCCGUGUCUAUCAUGGGUCUGGGAGCUGUGUCUGCUGCCGUCAUGUCUUCCAUGGACAGCGCUGUGCUGGGCUCCAGUUCCAUGUUCACCCACAACCUGUACAAGCCCUCCCUCCGUCCGAAAGCGAGCGACAGAGAACUACUGUGGGUCCAACGGCUGUCCAUCUUCGUCAUCGGCGCUGCAGCCACCGCCAUGUCCAUCUACAUCCGCACCGUGUGGGGCCUUUUUGUCCUAGCCGCCGACAUUGUCUACGUCAUCGUCCUGCCGCAGCUGACAUGCGCACUCUUUGUCCCCAGCACCAACGCUUACGGCGCGCUCACCGCCUUUCUCGCCGGCGCCAUCUUGAGAAUCGGGGCAGGGGAGACCACUCUAAACCUGCCUGCCUUCAUCCGGUAUCCGCUCUACGACGAAGGGACAGGCGAGCAGAAGUUUCCUUUUCGUCUCGUCGCCUUCGCGGCGGCCAUGUUGUGUCACGUGGUAGUCUCCGUGAUGAUGGCUACGUGUUUCAAGAGAGGAUGGCUUCCAGCUGCUUGGAACCGGCUUAGGGGCCGAUGA